Messenger RNA from Drosophila santomea, 748 nucleotides. RefSeq lists its product as uncharacterized. The transcript is spliced from 2 exons. Bases 8 to 649 code for a protein of 213 amino acids. NCBI's taxonomy places the organism in Eukaryota, Metazoa, Arthropoda, Insecta, Diptera, Drosophilidae. The record is from RefSeq and is a predicted model, not a curated record.
UGUAAACAUGUUCACGACUUCGAUCUCAAUUGCCGUUCUUCACUUGCUCCUGCUGGUGUCCUUCGGAAGAGCGCACACCCUACCGCCGGUGGUGCAGAUGGGUGGUGCAAUCGUGGCCGCCGUCGAGCAGGAUGCCGAGCAGGAAGCCGCCGCCGAGGAGCGGCAGCGGGUCGAGCGACAGUGGCUAUCGAUGGCCGAAACACAAUUGCACAGCCUGAUCAGAGACGAUCUGAGUCCAGAUGCGGUAAACAAGAUGCUGGAGACGUGGUCUACCGAAGGUCGCGGUAAGCAGAAAAAGCAAAAAAAGCUCAAGAAAAUGGUAUAUCCGCUUCUAGCUGCUGUAGCCGUUGCCAAAAUGGUUUUGCUACCCUUGGUCCUGAAAUGGCUGACGGCGCUUUCGACCUCAUCGUUUGUCAUGGGCAAAAUCGCAUUGGUCACAUCCGGUAUUUUGGCACUGAAAUGGAUUUUGUCUGGAGGACAUGCACGCGAUCGUCUGGAGAUAGUUCACUCUCAUGCACCACUCGUUAAAGGAUUACACGGCAGUGAUUUAUCCUCAAGUGGAAGCAGUUGGAUACCCAUUCGACAGCCCUUCAUACCUUUGGUAUCCAAAGACCAUAGCCUUGACAAUCUUUAUAAGCCAUUUUUAUAGGUUAGUUUGAAACAAAAGUGAGAGUACUGAAAAAAGCUAAUUUUAUUGAAAGUAUUGCAAAACUGAAUGCCUGUCAAAUGUUGCACAAGUAAAAGGCAA